GUUAAAACCAUGACAUAGUCCCAAGCUCACAGAGACGUUGAGAAAGAGAACAACAUCGCAACCCUUCUCGGUUUUUAGCUUUUCUCCCCUUUCUUCUCCAUCGCGAACCUGAUGACAGUGGCGGACGUGGCCGGUUCACCAUAACGCAAACUUUGAGUUGGCACCAGAGCUCUCAAUUUUGGGGCUUUGUUUCUGCUAAUGCUACUGUUGCUGUUGCCAUCAUCCACCGUCUGCCUCCUCUGCUGCCGUGUGUGUCCCACACAGGAGAUGACAACACUGACAGUUGCAUCACCUACAGAAACACCAUGUGCUGUCAUGCCCCACUACUAGAGUCAGUGUGUGUAGCCCAUGCACUUUGUUCUGGUGAAACCCUCCCACCGCUGCCACCACAGACAGGACCGCAAAUAUCCCUGAGUCCAUCCCAAGGGACCUUGCCACAAUGAUUUUGAUUGUGAAGGAGCGGAUUGAGUUAUGUGUUAGAGUCCAAGUACCCAAACAAAAUAAAGGAGGUUAUAAGCCAACAAGAUACAACAAAAUCAUGGGCAAAUUCUGAAAUAUGGAUUCAUCAUAGAAGACCUGCACAUCCCUUGUUCAAUCUUAUCAAAUCAUUGUUCUCUCAUUUGUUUACCAAAAUGUUUGUUGAGUCUUUCAAUUGUGAUAUUGGUCAAUUGUCGAAACACCAACAUGCAUCUUAUCCAAAUAGCAAUAAACAAAGUAACUUCCCUUUUGAUUUAAUUCACUUUGAUGUUUGGGGAUUUAUUUUAGAAUCUAUCUUUGGAGCACAAUGGUUUGUUACUUUUAUUGAUGAUUAUACUCAUAUGGAAAGUAAAUUAGAGUUAUUUCAAUGUGGUGGGUGUUGUACUAGUUAGUUUUUUCUGUCUUGUCAAAAAUCAACUUGGAAAACACAUCAAAAAAAUUAGGUCCAGUAAUGAUACUGAAUAUAUGAAUCAUGAAUUCUCCAAAUUAUUGUCCCUUAGUAGUAUUGUCUAUGAACUAAUGUGUUAUCAUCCACAACAAAAUGGGGUUGCAAAAAUGAAGAAUUGUCAUCUCCUAGAAGUAGCUAGAAAUCUUUUUUUUCCAGAUUUUUGUUCCCAAAAUGCAUUGGCGAGAAGCUGUUUUAAUUGCCUUAUAUCUCAUUUACAGGUUACUCCUUUGUGUCAUGAAUGACACUAGUUCUAUUGAGUAUCUAUUGUCUUGUUACCUUUUCUCUCUUAGUGAUAAAUAUACUUUAGUACUGUAGCUCCUAAUCACGGUUUGCUAUUAAUGACAAUGUGAAAAGAAGGGAAAUAUACAAAAAGGGGGAUUGAAUUGUGUAUUAAAAAUUUUCUCUAUGUUUAGCUAGAAUGUGUGAUUUGUUGAUAAAGAGGUUUUAAGACUGAAAAUUAUCAGGUGUAGUUUUUUGUUGACAGAGUUACAGUCAAAAGUAUUUUCACAAACCUUGUAAAAAAUCACCUUUUUUAACUUGUUAAACAAUAGGUUUAUAAUAUACAAUUCAAAAAGGUUAAAGGAUGAGAAAGAUGUAUUCUUAUGUGGAAUCAACCCCUUUCUUCUUAAAGAUGUCUUCAAUGUAUAGAGGUCUUACGAAAAAUAGCAUUUAAAAAUCCUUUCUAGCUGUUGCAUAGUCUUGAAGGUUUUUCGUUCUCCAAGCAUGCUGCAAUAAAUGCUCUGCAAGCAACAUGGUGCCAUCCUCCUUUCAUCAUUUUCCUUUUUUUCAUUUCGGGGGCCAUAGGUUACUAAUUCUCAACUCUUCUAAUGGUUCUGUAAUCUCUUUUUAGUGUUUGAUCAGACUUUGAUUUAUCUUAUUCUAAUGGUUUUAUUUUUAAUUUUUUGUUUAGAAUGCCUCAAGGGUUGGAUUUAUGGAUUGCGGUGGCAUUUGUACAAAAGAUUGCUUGUAACCUGUAUAUUUUGUAUGUACAGCUUUUAGAACCUGAUGAGAUACGUGUUCCUUUUGCCCAUAUGGGAAUGGCUUAUGGUGAAAUUUGCUUAGCGUUUUGUUCCAUUACAAACAGUUUGCCAUGCUUAAUGGUUUUAGCUCGAGCUUUACCAGUAGAAAGUAAUGAAAUCCCAUGCCAAGUCCUGAAUGUGCAGUCCUUUAAAAGUAUUAUUUUAUAAGUAACCUCAUUUAGCAUCCAACUAUGUUAGAUUUAUAAGUGCAAAUUAAUAAGUACAUAAAGGAUGAAGUUACAAAUUAAAUGGGAGAGAAAUAUUUUUUUGCUUAUAAUUGAGCUAUAUAAUUGCAUAAACACACAGGGAUUACUUUCUGCAGAUUUUGAUCAUUCUUUAAUUAUUAUAUUUGUUUUAUAUGAGGUACCAUAAAUGUUAUGAGUUUUAUGUGCAGAUCUUGUAUGUUAUAAAGUGUAGACUGACAAAUGGAGGCACUGAAAUCAUGUUAUGGGGAUGGAUCUUCUGAUUCGGAUUCUGAAUCUGUACCGUCAGCUCCAACCUCUGCUCCCUCGGCUGUAUUUACACCCCUGCCACCACCUCCUAUCUCUCUCCUUGACCCAUCAGCAUUUCUUGAUCUGCAGACAGGUCAGACAACAAGAGUUAGGAGCUUCCCUCAUGUCGAUGGUAACUAUGCCUUGCAUAUUUACAUACCAAUUAACAUUUCAUCUCCAUCGAAGAAAGAACUAUCUGCUUUCUUGAAAAAAGUUUCAUCCCGGGAACCAAAUCUUUAUGUUGUUGAUGUUGAUGUCCCAUUAAACGUGCUCUGCAAAAAUGACGACAAGCUCGAACAAGUUGCCUUAGGAAGAGAAUUUCAUAUAAGUUUGGGAAGAACUGUUCCAAUACGAGUGCACCAGAUUGACUCAGUGAUCUCAAUGCUGAAACAGAAGCUUCAAAUUCAGCGCCAUAGGUUUUGGAUAGACUUUAACAAGUGGGAGGUUUUUGUUAAUGAUGAUCACACUCGCACCUUUCUCUCAGUAGAAGUUGUUCAAGGAGGGUUAAUAGAGAUUUCAAAGCAAAUCGAAGCAGUCAAUACAGUUUACAGACUUCAUAAUCUUCCCGAGUUUUACAAGGAUCCUCGUCCGCACAUAUCCUUAGCAUGGGCACUGGGUGACAUUUCCCAUUCACUGAAGAAAGUUGUCGACGAGGAAAUGAAGUGCGCUGUGGGAAAAUCUUUCAAGAGUAUUUUUAGCUGUAAAUUCAAAGGUAUUGAAUGUAAGAUUGGCAAGAAAGCAUAUGCAAUAUGCAAAAUUCCUGAUGGACAGUAAUUAUACGUGCACUCUAAAGAAAGAGCAUGCGAUUACCUGAAAUAUUGAGGUGCAUGGAAUUCUUUUUAUCUAAAAUGUUGGGUUUUCUUGGUUUGGUGACACCUGAUCAUAAAUAGUUUACGAGGGAGAUGUGAAUGUGACUUCGUCAUUUUAUUCCUUACGAGUUGUAGACCAAACCCAAUGCUUGUAUGAGUUCAUCAAAGCUGUGUAGAGAUAGAUUACUUAAUGAAAUAUUAUUAUUACUAAUAUAUAAAUACACAGGCGUGAUGACUGUUCAUA
Molecule: messenger RNA, 3488 nt
Organism: Vigna angularis (adzuki bean)
Lineage: Eukaryota; Viridiplantae; Streptophyta; Magnoliopsida; Fabales; Fabaceae
Exons: 8
Coding region: 2370-3209 (279 amino acids)
Biological process (GO): U6 snRNA 3'-end processing
Cellular component (GO): nucleus
Molecular function (GO): 3'-5'-RNA exonuclease activity
Source: RefSeq, a predicted model, not a curated record